UCACGGACUGUGAAUUGUUCUUUUCGGAUUUGCGACUGGUCAGUCAGUGAGCGGUUGUGUUGUGCGCCAUGUCGUCCCGCGGUGCUGGACGCAGCAAGAACGCCACCAACCAGGCAAUGGAAGCGGCGGUGCGGGAGAAAACGGGUCGACACAACACCAACAAGAAGAGGAAGGCCGUCCAAGGCGGGCCCUCGGGUGCAGGAAGCGUCGCAGACGACGAAUGGGUGGGGGAGGAGGUUACGCCGCAGGAGGAGAGGGACUCCGAGGAGGAGGAGGAAGCGCCGUUGAAGAGGAGGACGCUGAGGCGGACGGGGGGAGGCAUCCGAAUCAAAGAGAGAAGAAUUGAAGCGCAUGCAGAAAGACGACGUGGAGGAGGCCGCGCAGGAGUCGACGACGUUGCCAAUGUGGAAGCCGCGGCAGCAUCGAGGGAGGGUUUGGUAGUUGGCGUCGUGCAGCCGCAUCGCGUGCCCGUUCCACGGGGGCGCUGUGGGGGGGGUUCACAUGCGGGGGAUGCCGCGAGGGCAGAGGAAGUCGACGGGGAGGGGGAGGACGAUGAAGCGUUGGUGAACAAGCCUCUGGUCGUUCGUCGAAGCAUCGUCUUGCCUUGUACCACCAUCCCGCAGCAGAAAAUCGAGGAUCAAACGGAGUUGAACGCUGCGAAGGAGAGGGCAUUCAAGGUGCAGACCAUCGCUUUGCGGGUGAUCCACGGGUGGGUCUUCAAGUCGACGACCAUGCAACGGGGGUACCACGCUGCGUACGGGUACGAGUUGAACCACGAGGCCACUGACAUCGCUCGCGCCAUGUGGAUGGGGGAGGACUGGCGUAUAUGUGUGAGCCCCAUGGUGUUCCACAUUAAGCUGGACAUGGAUAUGAAGUUGCCAAUGUGGUUCGUCGGGACCGACAUUGAAGACAAGCACGAGAACGACGACUCAACGGCGAACCAGGCAGAGAAAUGCACAGGCGUUCGCCAGGAGAAACCCGAGGAAUUCAAGGAAAUGUACGAUCGCAUGGGGCAACCUAGUUCGCGUGAUGUGCCUUACAACAACGAAAAAGUUGAAGCAGGUUGCCAAAUCGCCAACCCUUCUUGUUUCAGUGUUCCACCGAAGGAGUUCUUCCCCAGAGGUUGGUGGGACGAACUCACUUGCAAGUACGAUUGGCGAAAGGAACAGUCAUGGCCCAGCAAACUGGCGCAAGCACUCAUCGCCACGUUGAAGCCCGAGAUCCUGGAUGCGAUGAAGAGGCUGGUUGGAACAGGGAACUUUCCGAAUUUUUUUUGCAUGAUCGGAUUUAGCGACAUAGCCAAUCUUGUACGGGUGUGGGAUCAGGGGAAGGAUGCCUUUGUCGCCGUACUCCUAGACACUGCCGAUGGGUUAGAAAGAAAGAAGAUAGAUUACGAAAGAGAGUGCGUGGAACUACCUGCUAGGACCGCGAAGGUUGAGCAAACGUUCCUUAUGAUCUGGGGACUCAAUCACUCACACCUGCAAGGGCAGGCAGCCGAAACUCCGACGGUCGGAUGCACCAUCACCAGUGCUCUCGCCCUGGACGAUGCGGAGAUGGCAGAAAUGAACGCUGCCAUCACCGCAGGAACUGCCUCUGCCAGCCACAGCCCAGAGAAAGCCUCCUCCUCGCAAGGAUGGCAGUACACUGCUUUCGCACCACUACCCUCCUUGCAUUGGGUCGAGCACACUGGUUUCAGAUUCAGGCAGGCACUCUAGAAACUCGACAUUUUCAAUCACCUUUCACCUUUUUCCAUGAAAGCCCUUAUUUUCCUCGCCAACCUGACCGAGGAAGAGGUUGCCACGUGUCAAGCUAAUGCGAUG
Chara braunii is the source of this 1820-nucleotide messenger RNA. Lineage: Eukaryota; Viridiplantae; Streptophyta; Charophyceae; Charales; Characeae. The record is from the annotation of a GenBank genome assembly.